This is a messenger RNA of Blepharisma stoltei, 315 nucleotides long. The record is from the annotation of a GenBank genome assembly. Lineage: Eukaryota; Ciliophora; Heterotrichea; Heterotrichida; Blepharismidae.
AUGACACAUACGAGUCCUCCACAUGUGAAACUUCUUCCGCUACUGAGACAGUAUCAUGCCCAACAGAGCAUGAUGGAUCUCUCAGCACUUAUGAAUACUGCUGUGCAAACGGAGACUGCUCCAGCAAUAGUUGCGAUGUCACAAAUCAUCAAUGCCUUGGAAUUGCUGAAGGAGAAGCCUGCACAUCAAGUGAGGAAUGUGAAAAAGACCUUUAUUGCAGUGGUGGUACAACUGGAACCUGUACAGCUGUCAAGAAAUCAGGAGAUUCAUGCACCUAUAGCUAUGAAUGCAAGGCUGGAUAUGGCUGCCUUUUAG